UGCAAGGAGCAGCGCAGGAGGGACACAAACCAAACCUCACUUGUUUUUGUUUUUUUCCACCCCAAGCAAAAGUCCAGUCCUCCUUCUUUCAUAACUAACAAUCCUCAAGUUUCCUUUGUAAGAUCCUUGUUUUCCUCCCCUCACAAUGACCGGUAGCCCGCUCACGGGGCUGCUGGUUGCGCUGUGCGUAAGCAGCGCAGUCCACUGCGUGCCAAGCAAGAACAAGAGACAAACUGGACAAUAUCGCGUGUAUCCUGAGCUCCAAGACCCAGCGGCCCUCGCUCCAGUCGGCUGUGAGGAAAACGGUCGAUCAUACAGGCUGAACGAGCAGUGGGAGAAGCCUUACCUCGGCAGUACACUGGUGUGCACCUGCACUGCGGCCUCGGACAUCAAAUGCAAAUCCAAGCCUGACGUGGUAGAGUCCUGUUAUGACAAGUACAAUGACCGCACAUACCGGGUCGGUGAAACCUACGAGAGGCCAAAGGAUGGAAUGAUUUGGGACUGCACCUGCAUCGGCUCCGGUCGAGGCAAGAUCAGCUGCACCAUCGCAAAUCGCUGCCAUGAAGGUGGGAGGUCGUACAAAAUCGGAGACACCUGGCAGAGGCCUCACGAUACCGCCGACUACAUGCUGGAGUGCGUGUGUCUUGGGAAUGGCAAAGGAGAGUGGACCUGCAAACCUGUGGCUGAGCGUUGCUACGACACCACCGCUGCAUCAUCGUAUGUCGUGGGGGAGACCUGGGAGAAACCGUACCAAGGCUGGAUGAUGCUGGACUGCACCUGCCUGGGCGAAGGAAACGGACGCAUCACGUGUACCUCCAGGAACCGCUGCAAUGACCAGGACACCAGGACGUCCUACCGUAUCGGAGACUCGUGGACAAAGACUGAUGCAAGUGGACAAUUCCUGCAGUGUCUGUGCUUAGGAAACGGCCGUGGAGAGUGGAAAUGUGAAAGACACAACACAGGCCGAACCACAGGUGUAGUCGCGGUGAAUACCGCCCACACCGCGACCCAGAAGCAGAUCGAUCCCCCCAUUGAAGGAACCUGCCGCACGGACUCUGGAGCCAGCUACUUUGACGAGCAGCGCUGGAUUAGGACGCAGGGCAACAAGCAGAUGCUUUGUACCUGCCUGGGAAACGGCAUCAGCUGUCAGGAAUGGGAAGCCAGAAGCCAGGUUUACGGUGGUAACUCUGAUGGACGGCCGUGUGUUUUCCCCUUCGUCUUCAUGGGAAAGACCUACUACUCCUGCACCUCAGACGGACGCACAGAUGGACAGCUCUGGUGCUCUACAACCUCAGACUAUGAGACGGACAAGCAGUACUCUUUCUGUACUGAGAAGAACGCCAUCGUGGCAACACGCGGCGGGAACUCCAACGGCGCCCUGUGCCACUUCCCCUUCCUCUACAGCGGCCGCAACUACACCGACUGCACCGCCGACGGACGCCGCGACAACAUGAGGUGGUGCGGCACCACGCACAACUACGACGGAGAGCAGCGGUUCGGAUUCUGCCCCAUGGCUGCCCACGAGGAGGUGUGCACCACCAACGACGGCGUGAUGCACCGUGUGAACGACAAGUGGGACAAGCGCCACGACACCAACGGUCACAUGAUGGAGUGCACGUGUCUGGGGAACGGCCGCGGCGAGUGGAGCUGCAUUGCGCACUCACAGCUGCGAGACCAGUGCAUUGUGGACGGCUUGACCUAUGAAGUAAACCAGGAGUUCUCCAAGCGCCACGACGAGGGCUACAUGAUGAACUGCACCUGCUUCGGGCAGGGACGCGGACGCUGGAAGUGUGAUGCUCUCGAUCAGUGUCAGGAGCCGCAAACCAGAGCCUUCUAUCAGAUCGGAGACUCGUGGGACAAAGCCAUCCACGGCAUCCGUUACCGCUGCUCCUGCUACGGCCACGGCAUCGGUGAGCUGCGGUGUGAGCCCCAGCAGACCUACCAAGACGGCCACAGACCAGUCCAGGUGAUCAUCACGGAGGCGGGAAAACAGCCAGACUCACACCCCAUCCAGUGGAAUGCGCCUUCAUCUGUUCCCAUCACCCAGUACAUCCUCAAGUGGAGAAUUAAAAAUGCACGAGCACCCUGGCGUGAGACCGCCAUCCCUGGCCACCUCAACUCCUACACCAUCGGCGGGCUGCGUCCAGGCGUCACGUACGAAGGUCAGCUGAUCAGCCUCCUGCGCUAUGGACGCCGCGAGGUCACGCGCUUCGAGUUCACCACCACCCACGGUUCUUUGGAGACAUCGGAGGGAGAGACGGACCAGCCGGCUCCAGUCGUGGACACAUCUGAGUCCGUGACUGAGAUCACCUCAAACAGUUUCGUGGUGUCCUGGACGUCGGCCUCUUCUACCAUCUCUGGCUUCAGGGUGGAGUAUGAGCUCAGCGAGCAGGGGGCAAAGCCCAAAGUCCUGGAUCUUCCCCGCACAGUCAGCUCCGUCACCAUCAGUGAUCUCCUGCCAGGACGCAGAUACAACGUCAACGUCUACGAGCUUCCGGAUCAGGGACAACCGAACCUUAUCCUGACCACGUCACAGACCACGGCCCCUGACACGCCUGCUCAGCAUGUCAUCGACGACGUGGGCGAGACCUCCAUCCGAAUCAGCUGGACCAGACCUCAGGCUCCAAUCACUGGUUACCGCGUGGUGUACACGCCGUCAGUGGAAGGCAGCAGCACUGAGCUGAACCUGCAAGACACAGAGACCUCGGUGAACCUGGUGGACCUUCGCCCCGGUCUGCUCUACAACAUCAGCAUCUACGCUGUGGAGGGGAACCGGGAGAGCGAGCCUGUCUUUGUGCAGGUCAACACGGCUGGAACUCCUCCUCCUGAGGAAGUCCCGGCACCCACCGACCUGCAGUUCUAUGAGGUUUCCGACGUGAAAAUCACCAUCACGUGGACCGGUCCACCCAACGAGGUGACCGGUUACAGGGUGAUCUUCUCCCCCGUCGGCACUGACGGCACUGACACCAGGCCUCUUCAGCUGCCCAUCUCGCCCAACGCGUACGCUGAUAUCACCCACCUGCAGCCGGGCAAACUCUACCGCUUCUACAUCUACGCCAUCAGUGGCGGAGUAGAGAGUGAGCCUCUUGUGGGGCAGAUGUCCACAAAACCGGACGCACCCUCCGACGUGCGUUUCUCCGACAUCGGCCCCGACAGUGCGCUGGUCACCUGGGAGGGUCCUCGUGCCGUUGUCACUGGAUACCGUCUCUUACUGAGCAUCGAGGGCUCCAGCCCCGUGGAGAAGAGGAUUCCAGGCAGGGUCACCCAGUAUGCUCUGAGGAAUCUGCGGCCAGACACGCAGUACACUGCCAUCCUGCACUCUGAGCUGAACAAUGACCUCAGUGAGGGUGUCACCAAGUAUUUCACGACCGCUCCUCAGAUGGGAAAUGCUCCCGUCUUCAGCACGGAAGUCACUGACUCUGCCAUCACCAUCUCCUGGAUACCUGUCCGCAGGUUCAGCUACAGGCUGUCCGUGCUCCCCAGUCAGCAGGGCGAGUCACCCAGAGAAGAGACCUCCGACUCCGGGCGCAUCCAUAUUCCCGAUCUGAUUUCUGGAAACCAGUACUCCUACACCGUUCAGCCCAUCUUCAAUGGCCGCAACCGUGGAAACCCCAUCACCCGCACCGUCGUCACAUCUGUGUCCCCUCCGACUGACCUCAGAGUGGAGUCCAACCCGAACACAGGAGAUCUCACUGUCCACUGGGACGCCUCCAAAACACCAGGCGUCACAGGCUACCGGGUGACGAGCACGCCCACCAACGGACAGCUCGGAAACUCUUUGGAGGAGUUCGCCCGCGCAGAUCAGACCUCCAUCAUCUUAGAGAACUUGAACUUGGGGAUGGAGUACAACAUCAGUGUCUUCGCCACAAAGGGUCAUUUGGAAAGUGUGCCCAUGUCCAGUAUUAUCACAACAGACAUUCCCAGACCAAGUCACAUUGACUUUGUCGACAUAACUGACACCACCAUUGGCCUACGCUGGACGCCCCUGAACUAUACCGCCAUCACUGGUUACCGGAUAAUGGUAGUCACGUCAGGCCAGAACAUGCCCAUUUUUCAAGAUAUGGUGGACGCGUCUGCUGGUUAUUACACCGUUCACGGUUUGGAGCCGGGCGUGGACUAUGACAUCAGUUUGGCCACUGUUACCGAGGAAGGGGAAAGCGAGCCGACCACAUACACAAAGCAAACGCAAGCUGCCAUUCCAGCUCCCACCAACUUGCAGUUUGGAGGUGUGGGUCCUGACCACAUCAGGGUGACCUGGACAGUCCCGCACGUUGCCACGCCGAGCGACAUCGCCCGCUUCGUCAUCCGCUACCACCCCGUGGCCACGGAUGACGACAUCAAGGAGGUUAAUGUCGGCGGCGCCACCAACACCUUCCUGCUCCAGAACCUGCUGCCCAACACCGACUACAGGAUCAGUGUUGUGUGUGUGUACGCUGAACGAGAAAGUGAACCAGCCUCAGGAACUCAGAGGACGACUCUGGACUCUCCCACUGGUUUGGACUUUUCUGACAUCCGCACCAACUCCUUCACCGUCCACUGGCUCGCUCCGACCGCUGUCAUCAGCGGCUACCGCAUCCGCUAUCAGAAGACCAGCGGCGGGCGAGCCAAGGACGAGCGGCUGCCGCCAACCAGGAACUACUUCACCCUGACUGGACUGACGCCAGAGACCGAGUACCGCAUCGAUGUGUAUGCCGUCAACAACAAUCAGGAGAGUCAGCCUCUCACUGGCACACAGGCCACCAUCUCUGAUGCGCCCACUGAUCUGGAGGUGGUAUCAUCCACCCCCACCAGCAUCACCAUACGCUGGGACGCCCCCUCUGUCACUGUCAACAACUACAAGAUCACCUAUGCAUCGACAAGCGGCGAGACUCCUCAAGAAUUCAAUAUCCCGGGCACUCAGACCACGGCCACCAUUACCGGUCUCAAUCCUGGCACCGACUACACCAUCACGGUCUACGCUGUCACGGCACGAGGAGACAGUCCUGCCUCCAACACACCGGUCUACAUCACACACAAGACCGAUAUUGAGCCGCCCAACAACAUGAAACUGACUGACGUGAGUGACAACGCCCUCACGGUGCGCUGGUCUCCUGCUCAGGGACCAAUCAGAGGCUACAGAGUCACCAGUGUACCAAAGAACGGCCGCGGGCCCUCCUACUCUGAGGUGGUGGCGCCUGAGCAGACACAGAUGACAUUCACAGGUCUGAUGCCCACUGUGGAAUAUGUUGUGAGUGUCUACGCACUGGGUAACGACGGACACCCCUCUUCCCCCGCGGUGGAAAACGCAGUCACGGCUAUGGAUCGCCCCAAAGACCUGGCGUUCUCUGACAUUGACUCCACCUCCAUGCGCAUCACUUGGGACAGCCCAGACGGCACCGUGACAUCAUACCGCGUCCUGUACUCCAGCCCAGAGGAGGGCGAGCGGGACUUGCGUCCAGCGCCCAGAGGGGACCAGGACAGUGUCGUGCUGAGAGGCCUUCGCCCCGGGACAGAGUACACCGUAAAAGUCAUCGCUCUGCACGGCCAAACAACCAGCACACCUUUGGUGGGAACCCAGGCUACAGUGAUCCCUGCUCCGACCAACCUGUUGAUCUCAGAGGUCGGCCCGUCGACCUUCACUGUGUCGUGGCGGGCGCCCACUGCGCGCCUCACCGGCUACCGCGUGGUGGUCAUCCCCAAGAACAUCAACAGCCCCACCAAAGAGAUGAACGUCGCCCCAGACACCACGCGAGUCAUCGUACCAGGCCUCAUGGUGGCAACCAACUACCAGAUCCAUGUGUACGCUCUGAAGAACUCAGUGUCCAGCCGACCACUAGAGGGAGAGGUGACCACACUGGAAGACGUGACUCCUCCUCGUCGCGUGCGCAUUUCUGACGUGAAGGACACGUCUUUCACGCUGAGCUGGCGCAACAAGAUAGAGACCAUCACUGGUUUCCUCAUUGAGGCCACGCCAUUGGGCGGCUCGCAGCCCACCGUCAGCAGGACCAUCCCUGGAGAAACGCGCACUUACACUCUCGCAGGUCUGCAGCCGGGCACCUCAUACUCCAUAAACAUGUACACUCUGAAUGGCAACACCAGAAGCGCUCCAUUCACCCUCACGAUUCAAACAGGUCAACCAGUGGUCCAGGCUCCCAGCAGCCUUCGCUUCACAUCUCUGACCCCCACCUCCAUCUCCUUCACCUGGCAGCCUCCUCCCACACAGAUCACAGGAUACUAUGUCACCUAUGAGGAGUCUGGUGGAGCGCCGCGGGAGCUCCUCCCACGACCACAUGCUGGUCAAAACUACGCCACCGUAUCUGGUCUGAGACCAGCCACCGAGUACAUCAUCAAGAUCAUUGCCGUCCAGAACACACAGAGGAGCACACCUCUAGUGGGCCGCAUCAGGACCCAACCAGACUCCCUGCUUCCCCUGCCGCUGCCCCACUUUCCCGGAGGGGCUGAUGACAAGCUGGAUGUCCCCGAAACUGACUUGGACAACAGUGUCCAGGUCGUGGGCACCAGUGGCCAGGAUGCGCUUGGCGGUCAAGGCCAGAAUGUGGAGUACACUGAGUUUAACAACAAUGGAGAUAACAGGUUGAAUGGGAACAGUGGUAACCCACUGUCUCCCUAUGGGCAAGUGCGUGAGCCGCUGGUGUUUGUGCCCCUCCCUGACGCAGAGGGACGCAGGCUGCCCAUACUGAAGCUGAACGUGCCCGUCGGCACCACCUUUGGUAACGAGACGGGAGUGCCACAGGAGGCCCAAACCCGCACCAGCAUCUCCUGGGAGCCUUUAAGGCAGAGCAGCGCCUACCUGGUGUCCUGUCAUCCUAUCACACACUUAAAUGAGAAGAUGUUCCAGGUCCGUCUGCCAGGCACAGCCACCACUGCCACCCUGAUAGGACUCACUCCUGGAGCCAACUAUAAGGUGCUGGUGGAGGCUCUGAAGGGGGCGCUCAAACAGAAGAUUCUGGAGCAGAUCGUCACUGCUGGAAACACCAUUCCAGACGGAGUGCCCUCUACUGGGGACACAUGUUAUGACGCCUUUACUGCAACACACCACGAUGUCGGUGCCGAGUGGGAGCGAAUGUCCGAGACAGGCUUCAAGCUGUGGUGCAGGUGCCUGGGGCUGGGGAGUGGACACUUCAGAUGUGAUUCAUCAAAGUGGUGCCAUGACAACGGCAUCAACUAUCGCAUCGGAGAGAAGUGGGAGCGCCACGCAGACAACGGUCACCUGAUGAGCUGCACUUGUUUGGGAAAUGGCAAAGGAGAGUUCAAGUGUGAGCCACGUAAGUAA
This is a messenger RNA of Solea senegalensis (Senegalese sole), 7273 nucleotides long. RefSeq names its product fibronectin-like. Gene Ontology annotation, molecular function: integrin binding; proteoglycan binding. The coding region runs from base 146 to 7273 and encodes 2375 amino acids. Gene Ontology annotation, cellular component: extracellular region. Lineage: Eukaryota; Metazoa; Chordata; Actinopteri; Pleuronectiformes; Soleidae. The transcript has 43 exons. The record is from RefSeq and is a predicted model, not a curated record. Gene Ontology annotation, biological process: heart development; nervous system development; cell-substrate junction assembly.